Kickxella alabastrina is the source of this 1118-nucleotide messenger RNA. RefSeq lists its product as uncharacterized. The record is from RefSeq and is a predicted model, not a curated record. NCBI's taxonomy places the organism in Eukaryota, Fungi, Kickxellomycota, Kickxellomycetes, Kickxellales, Kickxellaceae. Bases 195 to 1118 code for a protein of 307 amino acids. The transcript is spliced from 2 exons.
CGCAGCACCCGGUUGCCGUCCUCUAACCCCCGGAUAAAUUGUACCGCGUGCGACAGGAUGACAGCCUUGCUGGGCGUGCUGUGUGCUGUCCCCGGAUGGUUGCCCAGCGCCGGAUCCUUCAGCGUCGUCACCAGGUUCAUAAGCUCCGCGUACCCCUGUCGGAUCUGGUUACGGCGUCUCUGCUCUGAUGCAAUAUGGUUGGAUCGCCGCUCGUCUUCCGUCAGAACCAUCCGCUGCGUUCCCCCUUUCUUGCUGUCCCUCGCCGUUUCCCGUCGCCAAUGCUGCCGCUGACGGACUUGUUAUCGCCGGCCGAUACCGGUGUCUCUGGCGCUGCAGAUGUGCCUGUCUCUAAUGAAAUCGCUGCCGCUCCCACUAGUGAGGUGCUGUUUUCUCUAAAUGUCGACUGUACUUCGCGCAUGGGCGACCACACAUUGCCUCGCGAUUUCCGCGGCUGGUCGAUCUGCUCGCACGACGCCUUGCGCUUAAUCAACAUGUCCGAGUCGGGUGACAGCUGUGCGCCGUGCUGCCCAGACCGUAGUCGAAUAGCGAUGACCUACGCAUCGGCAACAUCCAUUGCUAUCCACUUUGCCAUUGUAUCGGGCGGUCCAAGCGAGCUCAUGUUCGUUGACAUGUGCCCCAGCCCGUGCGCUGCUGUUGCCGCCGCAUCUUGUGCGGCCUCGUCCAGUGAUAAAUGCGGAAUAGUGUCGUCCAUGCUUCCCAUCAUGCCUGCGCCGAUUCCCAUGCCCAUGGCGCUGAAAUCUGCCCGCGUUGAAAAGUUGGCCAUUGGCGGCGGCGAUGCAAGGUAUGGCCCGAGAUCGAAUCCCUCCACGUCAAAGCUGUUGAGGAACGAGUUCAAGUACGUCUCCUCGUUGCUGUCAAACAGAUUGUUGAGCGCCGGGUUGGGAUUGCUGCUGUUUCGAGCUCAGGCGGCCGCGCAGGGUGAAUUUGUUGAACUUCAGUGGGGAAAUGCGGAAAUCGUGACGGUUGCUGGUAACUGUUGUAUUGCUGGUAACUCUGGUGCUGAUUUGGAAAAGGUGACAACGAAGCAUGCGGUGCCUCCAGUUGAUGCAGGCCGAGCGAAUUGGCGCUAUGGCCGGCGUGCAAACUCCGGUGGCUGA